AUGGAAUCCGGCGCUCAGAUCAGACGACAAUGCCACCCCGUCCCGACUGGCCCGACUCCUCUAGAAAUAGAUACGGCGAUAGAAGCCACAACGAUUCCCCUUGGCUCCCCUAUGGAGACUCCCCAUGAGCUUACCAUCAGCGACAUUGCUUUUCCGGACCCCGACACUGCUGUUCCCCCGCAAGAAGCAGCUAUCCCGGAUAUGACCGACUCCUAUUCCUUGCCAAACCCCGGUCAAGUCGCAACUCACGAUGAAGUGCCCGAAACUUCCUCCGAUGGCACCGAGGCGAUGCCGGAGGUGACCUAUGAUCAGAGCUACCCGAUUCUGGACGAAUCCCAGACGGAACACGGUCAUGAUAAGGAUGUGCCUCUGGGUGAUACCGAUGGUCACAUAACGGAAGUCCAGCCAAUACAGCAUCAAGAAGAGGAGGAAAAUCCUCCAGUUGAGACUAUCCAUGCGCAACCUUUGGAUGCAGAAUCUGGCCAUGAUAAGGAUGUGCCUAUGGAUGAUACUGAGGAUCAAGUGGAAGAAGUCCAGCCUAUCCAGCACCAAGAAGCAACUGAUGCGCCAGUAAUGAACACGGAACAUGGUCAUGAUGAUGCGCUUGUGGAUGGUACCGAGGGUCAAGUGGUGGAAUCCCAGCCCCAGGAAGACGAGCUUCCUCCAACUGAGACUACCGAUGUGCAAGCUCUGGAUGCGGAACCUGGCCAUGGUGAGGAUGUGCUUAUAAAUAGCACGGGCCAAGUGGUGGAAGUCGAGCCUCCACAGGACGAAGGACAAUCUCUUCCAACUGAGACAAUUGAAACGCAAGCUUUGGACGCAGAGGAAGGAAACACAACACACACCAGCGAGCAGGACGAGUAUGAACCUGCAGACACCAAUGGCGAGGCUGAGAACAAUGACGACAUCUGGGGAGGUCCUGCCAAUGAGGACGCCGCGGAGGAUGAUUUCUUUAACCAGUUGAAGACACAGACAAAGCCGAUCUAUGUACCCGCGGAAACUGAAUCUCGAUUCGAGGAGGGCGUCCCAUUACUGGAUGAUACCCCCGAGUCACCGGCUAAGCCGACUGCGCCAGAGGAGAGUCAAAUCGAUAACUUCUUUGCUGGCGAUGAAGAUGAAGAGGAUGGAUUUUUCAAGACUGUCCAGAGCUCUGCGCCUCCAGAAGAAUCUGAGGCACCAUCACAUAUCACGCGCAAGAGCACGUUCCAAGUCAUGGACUCCCUCGGUGUUUCACCGGAUUCUCCGAUGAGCGAUGCGGACCCCGCUGCGCAAGAGUUCGAUAGCGUUUUGGCUGCUGCCGCGUCUGAGAACAAUGUCAAAAAGUCGUCUUCGGAAGAGGACUUGGCCGCCCGCUGGGAGGCCGAGCUUUCCGAAGAACCGGUGGUAGCUGCUCCUACCGAGGACGAUCUGGCGGCGCGGUGGCAGAUGGAACUCGAUGACGAUGACGACCUACUUUUAGAGGAUGAGGUCGCCGAGGCCCCUGCAGUGGAUCAGGGACCGGCUCUUCAGAAUAUCAACGGUGCUCCCCCGAGCUUAAGCAGUCCCUUUGGCACUCCGCAGAUCUCCACAGCUGCUUACACGCCGCAUCAGCCAUCCACCUCGGAUUUGCUUCAUGGGAUACCCCUACCAGGUGCAGCACCUCCGGCAAACAUUGCAGCAUCUGCAGACUAUUUCGCGCGACAGCCUCCGCCGAGUGCUGGUGCAAACAAAGCAGAAAGCUUUGCUGAACGGGCGAAGGAAGGUUACAGAUCACCAUAUGACCUUCCGGAAGAUCUUACGCGAUCUCGACGGCCUGUUGCCAGUCAUAAGCCAGUGGUCACACAACCUGGUAGUACUCCACCUCCCCCACGGAGCAAUAGCAUUCCAGUGCCUCCCCCGAAUCCCUCGACUGUGUCAGCACCCCGGAUGAGCACACCUCCGGCCGGAACAUCAUCAACAGCAACAAUGGCCGCUCCUAAGAACUUUUAUGAAGAGCUUCCUCUACCACCUCCUCGGACGCAGUCUCGACAGGCCAGCUCCGGACGGUACACGCCCGGUGCCAAUGCAGCGCCGGCUGCGACAUCCCAUCCGCCUCCGCCGCCGGCCAAUCCAUAUGCCAGCCUUCCUGUUGCGACCCCGCCGGCUGUUGAUGCUUAUACCCCCCCUCCAAUCCAGCAACCCGAAAGACUAGAUUCGUAUGGAAGCCUUUCGGCUCUCAGUGCCCCAAGCGGUUCGUCUGCUCCUCCCGUCACUUCGAGGUACUCGCCAAAACCCCCUACUGUGCAAGCCGGCAUAAAGCCGCCGCCGUCCCCUAGAUAUUCUCCGGCACCUCCUCCAGCCGUCACCGCACCACCGACUCGCAAUCGCUAUGCCUCUCAGCCGUCUAUUCCGCCCAUUCAGGGAACUGCACUUCCCUUCCAGCCUCGCACUUCGAGCCCCCUGGCUUACCAUGAGAAGGUGUCUUAUCGUUCCCAUGAGAAUCUCGACCAGCAACUUUCCAUGGAACCGCCAGCUAGUAUUCCGCCCAUUGAGGUGCAGGAGCAGCCAAGUGGCCCUGCUGUAAACUCUCCUACCGUAUCGUCUGGAUUUGCGUUUGGUCCGGAGACUGUGAGCGGGGAUGCCAGCGCACACCAAAUGUCCCAGCAGCCGAUGUCUCCUCCCAGAAAUCAGUAUGCUCCUCCGGACUAUGUGGAUGAGUUUUCGAAACGCGUUGCCCCAAUUGGCAGCGUUCCACCAGCACCCGUAGCACCGGCUGAGGACUCGCCAUUUGUCCCUCCGCGCAGGUCAUUGACACAAUCUCCAGGUCAGCAAGCGCUGGGCCCAAGGUUGUCUGUGCCCACGGUCGAUCCCCUUCAAAGGCCUGCGUCUGUUCAUGGCUCUGGGUCUCCAAUAAAGGCUGUGAAUCCUUACGCACCAGUCCAGGUCUCGGCACACAACCGUGUCGCCUCCCAGCCUCUCGACUUCAUUCCUCCUACUGAUGACCAGCAGUUUGAUCCCCUCGAACGCUGGAAAGGUGCUCCGAUUGUUAAGUUUGGAUUUGGUGGUGCGAUCCUCUCGUGCUCCCCCAAACACAUUCCCCGAUACUCUGCGGGCCAAGCCACUCCUAAGAUCAAGUCCAGCCCCGGAGAGGUAAAGAUUCAUCAGCUCAGUGACUGGAUUUCUACGCCUGAUACUAUCGUGCGACACCCGGGACCUCUGAAAUCCAAAUCUAAAAAGAAGGACCUACUUGCUUGGCUCUCCAGCAAAAUCGCUGCGUUCGAAAAUGAAGGUAUCCCGGAGAGUUCUCGACUGCAUCCAGACUCCCAGAAGAGAAACGAUGAGAAGAUCCUGCUAUGGAAGGUCGUUCGCGUCUUGGUCGAACAUGACGGUGUUCUUGAAGGAUCCCCUGAUGUUCAGAAGUCCUUGCGUCAGAUCAUAUUUCCACACUUGCAGGACGGUGACUCCGAACAGACCUAUGGCGGCAGCCUGCCAUCCUUCAACACCAGCCAGCCGUUGGAUUCUCCGUCUCGUCCGGAUGCUGUUGAUCCCCAAGCGAUAGAGAAUGUUCGUAAUAACCUUCUCUUAGGUGAGCGUGAAAAGGCUGUCUGGGGCGCAGUGGACCAUCGUCUAUGGGGACAUGCCAUGAUCAUAGCGUCAACAAUGGACAAACCUGUCUGGAAGCAGGUUGUUCAGGAAUUUGUGCGACGCGAAGUGAGGUCUGCCUCAGGCAACACCGAAUCGCUUGCAGCUCUCUAUGAGAUCUUUGCCGGGAAUGUCGAAGAGAGCGUCGACGAGCUUGUGCCUCCCUCCGCUAGGGCUGGGUUGCAGAUGGUCAGCAAAGUCAAUGGACAGGGACCCCCGAAGAAUGCACUUGAUGGUCUCGACAGCUGGAGGGAUACCUUGGGUCUGGUGUUGAGCAACCGCAGCCCCGAAGACCACCAGGCGCUAUUAGCCCUUGGCCGGCUUUUAUCAUCCUAUGGCCGAAUUGAGGCUGCACAUAUCUGCUUCAUCUUCUCUCGAGCUGCUGUAUUUGGCGGUGUGGAUGAUCCGCAGGCGAGCGUGGUCCUCCUCGGAGCUGAUCACCAGCACAUGUCGUCUGCUGCGUUGCAGGAUGAUAAUUCCAUUCUACUGACUGAAGCAUACGAAUAUGCUACCUCUGUUCUUUCGGCUUCUCCUAAGCCUGUGCUACCCCAUCUUCUCGCAUUUAAAUUGGUACAUGCUUGCUCUCUCGCAGACCAAGGCCGCAAAUCGGAAGCUCAGCAGUAUUGUGAUGCAAUUGCAGCUACCCUGAAAGCAACUACCAAGCCAUCAACCUAUCAUCACCAGCACUUGUAUUUCGGAGUUGAUGAGCUCUCGGCACGUCUGAGACAAACAACCAGCGACGGCGGAUCAUCCUGGAUUUCUAGACCCAGCAUGGAGAAGGUCUCUGGGUCGAUGUGGGCGAAAUUCAAUAGUUUCGUCGCUGGUGAGGAUAACGAAGCUGCAUCUGCUGGUUCCACAAAGGCUGGCGAUGGAGAUAUCGGGCCAUUUGCCAAGAUCGCCGGUACGCCUACUGUUAGUCGCUCACCUUCCAUGUCGGAUAUUUACGCACCAUACGCUGCACAACCGAACUAUAGCAGUGGUCCGUCGCGGUACCAGCCAAACAACCAAUAUGCCCCAACCUCUUCUCCUGAGCAGUUGCGCGGCAGAUCAUCCCUCGACUCCCAGAGAUCUUCUUCGUACGGGUUUGGUUAUGGCCAGCGACGGGGAUCGCAAGAACCUUCAACCCCGGUUGAGAGCAAUAUGUAUCAAGGGGGGAUGCCUUUCAACUCUCCGCCCGCUACUGGCUAUCAGUCGACCCCUCCUCAGACGUCUUAUAUGCCUCUUGCGCCAGUCAAAGAAGACCUGGCCCCUCAGUCCCAUGCCGACGCCUCGAGUGCCCCGGUACAAGAAGCAUUUGGCAGCGGUUCUCCGUAUCAGCCACCAGGUUACGGUUCCUUUGGUCAGCCAUUCAUGAAUCAGCCUUCCGAAACAGCGCCUACUUCAGAUGCGGGUGGUUAUAUGCCUCCAACUGGGAGCGGCGGCUAUGAAGCUCCCUCCGGUGAAAGUCAUGUGGAACCUGCAACGGCCAUGCCGGAAGAAAGCAACGAUGAAGAGCCACCAAAGAAGAAAUCCUUCAUGGAUGAUGACGAUGAGGAUGAUCUAGCCGCCCGUGCUGCUGCCAUCCAGAAGGCUGAAAAGGCACGCAAGGACCGGGAAGCGGAUGAAGCCUUUAGAAAAGCCGCAGAGGCGGAUGCUCAGAAACCUGCACCCGCUAAGAAGGGAUGGUUCGGAGGGUGGUUCGGUGGUGCUGCUGGCAGCGGGAAGAAAGAGGGCGAGAUAUCCAACAAACCCAUUCGGGCCAAGCUUGGCGAGGAGAACUCGUUCUACUACGACACUGAUCUGAAGAAAUGGGUCAACAAGAAAGACCCCGGCAGUGCUACUGCCGCCCGCGCCACACCGCCGCCCCCACGAGCUUCGGCACCUCCCAGCAGAACCGCCAGUGGCAGCAGUGCAGCACCACCUCCUCCUGCGUCAGGACCAUCUCCGAUGUUGUCGGGUCCUGGCAGUCGGCCACCUUCUACCACCGGGGUCCCACCUCAUCCCGGCAGUCCAGGUCCAUCUUCGCUGGGUCUCCCUCCUCCCUCCAUCCAACGGUCCGUCUCUACCGGUGCCGCCAUGCCCACGCCACCAAUCGGUUUGGCAGCACCCCCCAGGCCUGCGACUUCUCUGAGCAAUGCCAGUUCAAUCGACGACCUGCUCGGGGCCCCACAAGCUCGCAAAGGCCCCGCAGCUAGAGGAAAGAAGAAGGGGCGUUAUGUUGACGUGAUGGCAAAAUAA
Aspergillus sclerotioniger CBS 115572 is the source of this 5817-nucleotide messenger RNA. It is a transcript of the gene sec16, whose product is annotated as COPII coat assembly protein SEC16. The record is from RefSeq and is a predicted model, not a curated record. Gene Ontology annotation, biological process: autophagy; Golgi organization; COPII vesicle coat assembly. The transcript has 2 exons. NCBI's taxonomy places the organism in Eukaryota, Fungi, Ascomycota, Eurotiomycetes, Eurotiales, Aspergillaceae. Gene Ontology annotation, cellular component: ER to Golgi transport vesicle membrane; endoplasmic reticulum exit site. The coding region runs from base 1 to 5817 and encodes 1938 amino acids.